AUUUCAUGUUGAUGGUGUUGUUUACGCACACUAAGUUGAGAGGCAUUGUUGUCUUUCAAACAAAAAAUGAAAUAAAAAGGAGAGACAUAUGCGUUGUUGAAUACGAUAAAAGUUGUGUCUUGACUCUGAACUAUAGGAGAAAUGUUAAUAUUCUGUUUUGGUUAGUCAAUACUCCAUUAUGGUACAAGGACAUAAGUUUCCAUUUUCCUUCAUCUUCAUAAGCAAGUAUUCUGCCAUGUCUUUCUCCUACUAGAUCACCCUUGAAAAGUAAGCCUGGGUAUAUGCCGGAACACGUUAUGCAAGUUUAAUUAGAAUCUUUGCAUUACAUGUGCUUUGCUUUUUAACUUGAACAGCUAACCCCUAGUUGCCUAUAUAUUCAGUGAGAAAUUCAAGCUACUACGGAGUGUGGGAUGAUAUGUUUGGGAACUAGAAAAAUUGUCUUGGAUGAAAUAUAAAGAUUUUCUUUAUCAGAAGAAAUGUAAAAUCUUUUUCUUUUCGUUAGUCAAUUUGAUGGUACGAGGAUAUAAGUUUCCAUUUUCCUUCAUCUGCGUAAGCAAGUACUUUGUCAUGUCUUUCUCCUCCUGUCGCAAUGGCAGAGCUAGGAAGUUGAGUAAGGAGAUUAAAAGAAAUAUAAAAAUUUCACACCUAAGAGAUGAACCUAUGCUAAGGAGAUUCAAUAGUUGAUAUAUUUACAUAAAAAAAAUCAGUUGCCCUUUUUACAUCGUAUAAUUUUGCAGCGAAGGUGAUUCAAUUGAAACCCCUUUACCAAAGUUAGCUAUGUCCUUGCCUCCUGACCAACCUUCAAAAGUAAGCUUUGGUCAAGAUAGGCUGAUGGGUGACAAGAAGAAGGCUGGAGCUCUUUUUGUGAGGCUUGUUUCAGCUGCUGGAACUGGAUUCUUCUAUGUAAAGAAGAAAACCAAAAAACUUCAGACGAGUCAGACGAAGCUUGAAUUUAGAAAGUUUGAUCAUCGUGUCAAUCGUCAUGUUUUGUUCAAGGAAGAAAAGAUGAAGUGAUACAAAAGCCAAACUUGUACCGAACCCUCUUUAACAUUUGCCUUUCCUUUGCAACAACCAGACUUGAAAUUAGAUAAAAGAAACUUGUACCACAACAACACGGUUGUUGUUGAGUGAAACAUUGUUGCUGAAGAAUGACUGAAUGAACGAAUCAUAUUUUGUUUACUGCAAUAA
Lycium barbarum (goji berry) is the source of this 1188-nucleotide messenger RNA. RefSeq lists its product as uncharacterized. The record is from RefSeq and is a predicted model, not a curated record. Gene Ontology annotation, cellular component: ribosome; large ribosomal subunit. Gene Ontology annotation, molecular function: structural constituent of ribosome. The transcript is spliced from 2 exons. Bases 778 to 1014 code for a protein of 78 amino acids. Gene Ontology annotation, biological process: translation. Lineage: Eukaryota; Viridiplantae; Streptophyta; Magnoliopsida; Solanales; Solanaceae.